Pestalotiopsis fici W106-1 is the source of this 1152-nucleotide messenger RNA. RefSeq lists its product as uncharacterized. The transcript has 2 exons. Gene Ontology annotation, biological process: protein import into peroxisome matrix, docking. The record is from RefSeq and is a predicted model, not a curated record. Lineage: Eukaryota; Fungi; Ascomycota; Sordariomycetes; Amphisphaeriales; Sporocadaceae. Bases 1 to 1152 code for a protein of 383 amino acids. Gene Ontology annotation, cellular component: peroxisomal membrane; peroxisomal importomer complex. Gene Ontology annotation, molecular function: signaling receptor binding.
AUGACCAUCCGAGAGGAUAUCGUGACCUCGGCGGUCAACUUCCUCCAAGACCCCAAUGUCGCCUCGUCUUCUGUAGACAGCAAGGUGUCAUUCCUUCAAUCGAAGAACCUUACCCAAGAAGAGAUUGACACAGCUCUCGCACGAGUCGGCUCGCCGGGUGUAGUGACGCAGGCAGUAGCUGCAUCUGCUCGACCACAACCUCAGCAACCAUACUAUGGCCAAUAUCAACAACCACCUCCUUACGGCUGGCAGCCUCCGCCGCCAGCGCCUCCUAGACGAGACUGGCGUGACUGGUUCAUCAUGGCCACUGUGGUCGGUGGCGUGAGCUACGGGUUGUAUUCAAUCACCAAGCGCUACAUCUACCCUCUGGUAGCUCCGCCUACUCCAGAGAAACUUGAGCAAGACAAGGCCACAGUCGAUGAGCAAUUCGAAAAGGCUUUUGCCACAUUAGAUCAGCUAUCUAAAGAUACCGAGUCUCUCAAGGCUUCCGAGGAAGACCGAACCGUGAAACUCGACAAAGUCAUUUGGGAGCUCGAAGCCUUUAUUCGCGACACCAAGUCGGCAUCGAAAAGACAAGAAGAUGAAACAGAAAGACUGCGUGACGAGAUGAAAUCUCUGAAGGAAAUCGUUCCAAAGAAUAUGACUGCAAAUAAGGACUUUACUGAUGGUCGUCUGCGUGAGAUCACGACCGAGGUCAAGAGUCUGAAAGCCCUCAUUGCCCAGCGAAUGACUGCGGCGUCUCCCGCCACGCCUUCGACAGCAACCUCGGGGAGUGGAAACUACCUCAAACCCUCGGUCGUGAAUGUGGCGACUCCAGCCAGUCCCGCUGCUGUUCCUGCAUCCCCAGCCGUGGAUGCGGCGGCUCCAGCCAGUUCCGCCUCCGUUCCUGCAUCCCCGGCUCCGGGAACACCUGGAAAGGAGACGGAGACGAACGGUGAUGCAACAGCUCAGAGUUCAAAGCAGGAUUACAUUUCCUCUCUUGGUGGCAGGUCGAGUCCAUUCGGAAGCGGCAUGCCCAUGGCGGGUAAACCAGCAAUUCCAGCAUGGCAGAUGGCACUGGCCAACAAGAAAUCCAAUGCUGAUGCCGGGAGCGGCUCUCAACAGGAGUCGAGUAGCAGCUCUGGAGCUGGCUCAAAGCCUCUUCAGUACUAA